This is a messenger RNA of Suncus etruscus (white-toothed pygmy shrew), 2840 nucleotides long. It is a transcript of the gene ARHGAP10, whose product is annotated as Rho GTPase activating protein 10. The transcript is spliced from 23 exons. Gene Ontology annotation, molecular function: GTPase activator activity; protein binding. The coding region runs from base 33 to 2363 and encodes 776 amino acids. The record is from RefSeq and is a predicted model, not a curated record. Gene Ontology annotation, cellular component: cytoplasm. Gene Ontology annotation, biological process: signal transduction. Lineage: Eukaryota; Metazoa; Chordata; Mammalia; Eulipotyphla; Soricidae.
CCCCGUGCGCCCCUGCGAGCCAGCCCUCGGUCAUGGGGCUGCAGCCCUUGGAGUUCAGCGACUGCUACCUGGACAGCCCGUGGUUCCGCGAGCGGAUCCGCGCGCACGAAGCGGAGCUCGAGAGGACCAACAAGUUCAUCAAGGAGCUCAUCAAGGACGGCAAGAACCUCAUCGCGGCCACCAAGAGUCUCUCGGCUGCUCAGCGGAAGUUUGCACACUCUCUUCGGGACUUCAAGUUCGAGUUCAUCGGGGAUGCGGAGACGGAUGACGAACGCUGCAUAGAUGCUUCUUUGCGGGAAUUUUCCAACUUCCUGAAGAAUUUGGAAGAGCAGAGGGAAAUCAUGGCCCUGAGUGUCACCGAGACCCUCAUCAAGCCCUUGGAGAAAUUCAGAAAAGAGCAGCUUGGAGUUGUCAAGGAAGAAAAAAAGAAGUUUGACAAAGAGACAGAAAAGAACUACAGCUUGAUUGAUAAGCACUUGAAUUUAUCCGCUAAAAAGAAAGACUCACAUUUACAGGAGGCGGAUGUGCAGGUGGAGCAGAACCGGCAGCACUUUUACGAACUGUCCCUGGAGUAUGUAUGCAAACUCCAGGAAAUCCAGGAACGGAAGAAGUUCGAGUUCGUGGAACCGAUGCUGUCAUUUUUCCAGGGAAUGUUUACCUUCUACCAUCAGGGCCAUGAACUUGCCAAAGACUUCAAUCACUAUAAGAUGGAGCUCCAGAUCAACAUUCAGAAUACGCGGAAUCGGUUCGAGGGCACGCGGUCGGAAGUGGAGGAGCUGAUGAACAAGAUCAGGCAGAACCCCAAGGACCACAAGCGUGCGAGCCAGUUCACUGCCGAGGGUUACCUGUAUGUGCAGGAGAAAAGGCCUGCUCCGUUUGGAUCCAGCUGGGUCAAGCACUAUUGCAUGUACCGGAAAGCAGCCAAGAAGUUCAACAUCAUCCCGUUUGAGCACAGGUCUGGGGGCAAACUCGGCGAUGGUGAGGCCUUCUUCCUUCGAGAGUGCACCAAGAGGCAGGCGGACUCCAUCGACAGGAGGUUCUGUUUUGAUGUGGAGGCUGCUGAUCGGCCCGGUGUGUCCUUGACCAUGCAGGCAUUCUCGGAAGAGGAGAGGAAGCAGUGGCUGGAGGCGCUGGGUGGAAAAGAAGCACUGUACCCCAGAGCCAUCCUCCCGAGGCCCGAAGGAAGUGCACAGUUGGAUAAGAUGGGAUUCACAAUUCUCAGAAAAUGCAUAAGUGCUGUUGAAACACGAGGUAUAAACGACCAAGGAUUGUACAGAGUUGUGGGGGUGAGUUCAAAGGUCCAGAGACUUCUGAGUAUGUUAAUGGAUGUGAAGACAUGUAAUGAGGUGGACCUGGAGAAUUCCGUAGACUGGGAAGUGAAGACAAUAACAAGUGCCCUGAAACAGUAUUUGAGGAGUCUACCAGAACCUCUUAUGACCUACGAGUUACAUGGAGAUUUCAUCAUACCAGCCAAAAGCGGCAGUCCGGAGUCUCGUGUGAACGCUAUCCAUUUCUUGGUCCACAAGCUGCCUGAGAAGAAUAAAGAGAUGUUGGACAUUUUGGUGAAACAUUUGACGAACGUUUCCAAUCACUCCAAGCAGAACCUCAUGACCGUGGCCAACCUGGGAGUGGUGUUCGGCCCUACUCUGAUGAGGCCACAAGAGGAGACUGUGGCAGCCAUCAUGGACUUGAAGUUCCAGAACAUUGUUGUGGAAAUCUUGAUUGAAAACCAUGAAAAGAUAUUUAGAACCCUGCCUGAUGCCACAUUCCCUGAGCCAGUGCCCCCACCAACAUCACCUCCCAACGCUCCUCCCAGGCAGUCGAAGCGACAAGGCCAGAGGACGAAGAGGCCCGUAGCUGUGUAUAAUCUUUGUCUGGAGCUGGAAGAUGGCGACAGUCCUCACCCUUCCAAGGAUGACGCCUUCACCAGCAGUCUGGACUCACUUUCCUCCCCUUCUCCUACAACUACCACCUCCAUCCUAAGUACCCCCGGGUCAGACAAGAACCACCUCACAGACGGGGGCGGCCCAGGGGACUGGGCAUCCACCACUCCCUGCCAGACGCGAUCAUCCAUGGUCCAGUGGCUGAACCCGCAGUCUCCGCACACGCAAAGCAGCAGUCCAGCAGCCACGCCCCUGUUACCCCAGGCCUCACCUGGCCCUGCAGAGAAACCACCAGAAGGCACCAGCACCCGCAAGGCACGAGCUGUAUACCCCUGUGAAGCUGAACACAGCUCUGAGUUGUCUUUUGAAAUUGGGGCGAUUUUUGAGGAUGUGCAAACCUCACGGGAACCUGGCUGGCUCGAGGGGACGCUGAAUGGCAAGAGGGGGCUGAUUCCACAGAACUAUGUCAAGCUGCUGUAGCUCUGAUCAUGUGAAGGCUCUGCACAGACCCUGCAUGGGCUCCACCGGCCUGCUGCCUCCUCCCACCCCUGAGAGUGGGUUAUAUCAUUCUUUGGACACAUGUGGCUCCUAGCUUGGAUUGGCACUUGGGGGCAGAGGACUCCAAGCAGCUGGAAGCUGGUGUCAGAAUGGACAGAUAGAACUUGGUGCUGGCUGAGCUACAAGACCCCUGAUUUGAACUUGCCUGGCCAAGGGAUCAGAACGAGGCCUGUGGGCACCCCAGUUUCCAUGGGACUCCUGAGGACGACUUCUGCUGGUACUGACUACUGGACCUAGCAGUCUUAUCCCAGAUGCUGCCGAGGGUGCUUCCUAUACAGUGCUCUGCAUCCCACAAGGCCCCCACACCGUGGAUAUGAAACCAGCAUGCUCCUCAACUGGUUCUGUCCAACACUGCCUUCUCACCCCGUCUCUGUUCACAAAAUAAACUUUCAUUUGCUA